This is a messenger RNA of Zingiber officinale, 1053 nucleotides long. Its product is annotated as receptor protein kinase-like protein ZAR1. The record is from RefSeq and is a predicted model, not a curated record. Gene Ontology annotation, biological process: protein phosphorylation. The transcript is spliced from 2 exons. NCBI's taxonomy places the organism in Eukaryota, Viridiplantae, Streptophyta, Magnoliopsida, Zingiberales, Zingiberaceae. The coding region runs from base 506 to 763 and encodes 85 amino acids. Gene Ontology annotation, molecular function: ATP binding; protein kinase activity.
CUCCCCUCUCAUGCCUCACGCUGAACGCCAAAUGCCGCCACCCCUCUUAUGUCGAACGUCGACCUCAAUCCGCUGGUCGACGUCCAUCCAUCUUCAGCGCUGGCUUGCUGAUUGCCGCAGCUUCCUCUUUUCGCCAUCCAGCACCACCGCCACUGUCGGAAAUCGCUUCAUCCUCACCACCUCCUCUCCUCUCCUCUUCGGGUUAGAAGAGAAAGGUCCGAUCUCCUUUGCUUCUGCAGCCACCUCCACUUCCACCUCCCUAGAUGAUAGUUGAAGUCCUUUAGGGUUCCCUCACGAAGAAGAUCAAAUUUCCCCUUUCUAAAUUAUGGAUAGUAUUCUUCAUUUUAAAUUUUGAAUAAUGCCUAUUCUAGUUUGAAACUACUACUACUUUUACAUCAUUUUCACCUUUGGAAUGCUAUAAGUGGCCCGGAUUGGAGUUGGAGGAGCUAGUCCGUCAGCGUACGUGGUGGGAAAGAGCCGAAGUGGGAUCGUGCACAAGGUGGUCAUGGGGAGUGAGGUCUCUGCCGUUGCAGUGCGCCACCUCAGUGAAAAUGACGAUGGUGAUGGCUCUAGUGGGGGAGAUGAAUGGAGGCGAUGUCGGGUGUUCGAGACGGAGGCAAUCGCUAUUGCCCGUGCCAAGCAUCCCAACGUGGUUCACCUCCUUGCUUACUACUACGCUCCUGACGAGCGCCUCCUCAUCUAUGAGUACAUCCCCAAUGUCUCCCUCUAUGCAGCUCUGCACGGGGCGGAUCCAGAAUUUUAAAUUUGGGGGGGCCGCAUGAUAAGUGACAAAAAUAAUUAUCAUCAGAAAUUUGUACAUCCUUGAACAACCUUCGAAUUCUCAAUUUACGACUGAAAUCGAAAUCAAAAUUUACCUAGAAAUCACCGUCCUAGGUUACCGUGGUUGACAAGAUAACAAUAGCGAACAAGCUCAAAUGUAGUUCUGACACGAAACAAGGGCCAACGACUCUUCUCAAGUUGCGAUAUUACUUCAAGAUUUUGAUAUCAAACUACCAAUAGAAAGUUUAGAUUACGGACUUUCUAAAUAUGUAA